Molecule: messenger RNA, 4510 nt
Organism: Oldenlandia corymbosa var. corymbosa
Lineage: Eukaryota; Viridiplantae; Streptophyta; Magnoliopsida; Gentianales; Rubiaceae
Source: the annotation of a GenBank genome assembly
UGGAAUUUGAAUAGCACUACCACCAAAAACCCCCAAAAAAUUACUAAUAAACUAUAGGAAAAAAAAUAAAAUAAAACCCAAUUUCAUUUCAUUGUCAAUUUCAUUUCAAUUUUCAAAAAUCAAAAACAUCUGAAACCCAUUUCCUCUCACUGCAGUUUACUCCCUUUCUCUCUCUAAAAAUCCUCCUAGAUCUUUUUGAAACCUUGCAAGAAAGCUAUGGCCCUUUUUUGAUCAUUUGUUUGCUGCAAAAAAUGUAAGCUUUGAAGUAUUCAGCUGAAGUUCACUUUGUGUUUAGCUUGAAUCAUUCAUUAUAUUACAAGGGAUUUCAUCUGGGUUCUUAAUGUCAAGUUUGUUUGUGUAACUGUUGUGGUUGUAUCAUUUUGGGGCUAUUUCAUGGGUGGAACUGGAAAUGUGGUUCUGGGAUCAGGUUUUAGUUGAAUCUUGGUAAGGAUAACGAUUGGAUCUUUGGGUGGGUUUGAAGAUCUAGUUUAAAUUAAAAAGAAAGCAGCUUGUCUUCUUUUGUCAUGUUUUUGUUUUCCCUUUUCGCGAUGUGUUGGAUUCGGUUUAUGAUUUUUGAUGCCUUUCUACUUGGGUUGAUGAUGCAGCUAAUGGGUACAUUUUGUAAUGUUGUUGAUUUACUUGAUGGGUGGUUUUUUUUUGUUUGGAUGGCUGCUCAGCUGUUUUGAUUCAGUUAAUUUGAAGUAUUUGAGUAUAUGGUGUUAUUCCUGAUUAGAUUAUUCUGUGGAUGUAAAGAUGUUGCAUUUGUUACUAUUUUGAAUUCUUUAGCUAGCGGCUGGAAGCAUCAGGUUGUGAUGAAAUAUGUGACUUCUAAUUUCUUUUGUGUUUUUUCCCCAUAAAAAUUGUUCUUCUUGUCUCUGUGCUUCCUUAGCUAGCUAAAUUUUGAAGCUUAGCCUGUUCAUUUGUUUGUAUCCUGGUUUUUGCGCUGCAAAUCAGAAUGAGAACCCUCAAUUUAAUGUUGCACGGUAUUGUUUUCUGCGGGCAAAUAUGUUAGAGGUCUUUUGGAUGUGUUUUCAAAAUUGUUUCAUGUCAUUUUGUGUUUGCUGUUGCUCUUUUCCCCUGGUAAUUCUUAUCUAUGCAACUGUUUUGGGGACUUGCAGAACAUGAUGGACAUGGAUAGUGUUAUUCGUGUUUCUGAGAAUGGGGGAGGAUUUGAAAAUGGAGUUCAUGAAGAACAUUCUGUAGCUCAAGAACAGGUAGCUACUGAAAAAGUUGGCAUGCCGAGAUGCGUCCCUGAGAUGGAUGAAUUAGUUUCGAAUUUCAGCUACGGCCUGAAGGUGAGAGUCAUUGAAGAUGUGGACUCUUCUGAUGAAGUUUUGGCUGAAGGAGCAUCUGCUGCAGAUAGUUCACAGGAACAUGGUGGUGAAGAGUUGGAGUUGAAGAGUGAAAAACAUCAAAAGGGUCCAGCAAAGAAUAACAUUGGGAAGCCCUCACAUAGUAAAAAUGCCUCGGUGACGAGUAUUAGGAAGAGUAAAGACAGUGCUUCGAAUGGGAUGCAUGCUUCUGAAUCAAACCAUAAGCAGCCACUUGCCAAAUCAAAGAGUAAAUCAGUCAAUGACCGGCAGGGAGUUCCUACUUCAACAAAUCCGAGCCACAGCAAACAAAGAAGGCAUCCAGAAAUGAAAUCAUCUUCGACUACUGAUGCACAAUCCGAAAACCUUAAGGAAAAAUCUAAGCCGAAGGUGCUGAAAACAAGUGAAUCAGAUAGAGCUGACGGCACACAACCCUUGAGUCCCACUGAGGAAGCUGCAAAGCCCCGCAAGCCGGGGACCCUUCCAAACUAUGGUUUCAGUUUCAAAUGCAAUGAAAGGGCUGAGAAAAGAAGAGAGUUCUAUUCAAAACUAGAGGAAAAGAUCCAUGCAAAGGAAGUUGAGCAGACCAAUUUGCAAGCCAAAACUAAGGAAACACAAGAAGCUGAAAUUAAAAAGUUGCGGAAAAGCUUGAUGUUCAAGGCAACACCCAUGCCGAGCUUUUAUCAGGAGCCUCCACCUCCCAAGGCAGAAUUGAAGAAGGUGACUUCGCAUUAUUUAUAAUAAAAAAGUAUGUGUCUAUAGUAUGAAAUUUGUGUUUCUGAUGUGCUUAUGUGCCUUUGGUCUCGGUGCCUUUAGCAAGCAUAGUGUUCCAGAACUUUCAGGCUGUCUUUUCUAGCCACUGGAAUUGGUCAUAUAAUAGCUUGGAGAUUUUGGCAUGUGGAAGAUCUUAAUAGGAUGUCAGAUGAACUUCGCUUCUGAUAUAUAUAAACCUUAUCAGAAGGUUCAUGCUGAUUGAGUUCUGUCUCCCUUUCUCCUAUCACGUCUCUGUCCAUGUUAUAAGCUGCAACUUUUACUGAUUUUUAAAAAUGCUUUGCUGGAAAAUGUGUAAGGAACUUUUAUGAGAAAUACUUGUUCCUCAGUUUAUUUUGCUUAGUAAGUAGGAGGGCCAACCAUACAUAUGCAAAAAUUCAUUUUCUAGGUCUGUAUUCUCGCUUGAUAGUUGUAUACACCUUUGGUAAAAUGCAACGGUCUUGUGAAUUCUUGCUGAGCUUAGAACGUCUGCUAAAUUGAUCUUGCAUCCUUGGUAUAAUCAUUCAAUAUUUUGAUUGGUAGAAGUGUGUUUACUUCUUGCAUUUAGUUUGAUUUGCUAAAACAUUUUAACAACUUCACGGGGCCUUUCUAAAUAUGUGCAUCAGAAUUUUGAUUUCUUCUUUGUUUUGUAGGUUUAAUAUUUUUAUUUCAAAAUGUCCAGCAAAUCAUUUGCUUUGAUGAUUGCUAGGCUGAUGCUGUAGUCAGUGCUAUAUGUUGAAUCUGUAUUUGGUCACCAACUCUGUCAAUAACUCCAGAAAUUUUGUAGAAAAACCCUGGAUAUCUAAUAUUAUAUAACUUCACAUAAAUAACAUCUUGCUUGUUUGAUCAGAGAGAAAUUCGGGGUAAUGUAUCGGGUUUCUAGUUCCUCUCAAGCAUUGUUACCCAGGGCCUAAUCUGCAACUCGUUUAUUUAUAUCAUAUUCAUUGUUAGAAUGGUCUGAUGCUGUAUUUUCCUGGAUUUUUAACCAAACAAAAUUUUGAGAUGAAUAUUUUGCUGUCUGGAAAUGAAGUUAUGUUUGGCUCGCUGACAGAUAAAAGAAGCAAGUUGCUGAAAGUAUUUCAAGGUUGUGAACAUCUGUUGAGUGACAUUAUAAGCCUUGAGUGAAAGCCGGCUACACAUUUAGUUUAUUUAGGUUUUAGAACUUAGAAGGAUGCAAAGCUAAUUGGUCUGUGUUCAUAAUUUGACUUCGAUUCCUGUGUCUGCGUGCAUGUUUGUCCUUGUUAGUUUCAGAUGCUCUGCAUGCACUAUGCUAGACUUAUUCCCUGUUAUUUUCAGGAACAGUAUCAUAUUAUGUUGAAAGUUUGCUGUCAACGUAUAGGGAUGCUGUUUGACUGAUGCUCUUUGGUAAAAUAGUGGCCUUACCAUCCUUCUUGACAGCCUGUUGUUGCACAAUUAUGCAGAUACCAACAACCAGGGCGAAAUCUCCUAAACUUGGUCGUAAGAAAAGCUCGCCGACCAGAGGUGUUUCUGAAGAAAGUGAUGAAGGAAGACACACUGUUAGGUUAAGUUUGGAUGAGAAAUUACCACAAAACAGCCCAAAGGCUCCUUUAUCAGCCAUUGUCAAGAAACCUUCACGGAAAUCCCUCCCUAGGCUGCCUUCCCAAAAAACGAACUUGACCAAUGAAACCAAAAAAGUUCCACCUCAAAAAACUGGCAUGUCCAAAGAAACAAGCGACAAUGGUUCUUCGAUGGACAGGAUACCCAAAGAAUCAGGUGUAUCUGCAGACCCUGCUUCUGAGAUAAGUAAGCUGGAUCAGGAUCAGGAGGAGACCUUAGUGAAUGAUCCCGUUUCAGUGGAGCAGCAUUAGAUAGAGCAGCAGGGGACAUUGUAUAUUUAUUAGGGCUACCCUCAAUCCGACCUGAUGCUGUAAAAGAGAGGUAUGAUAUUGAUAUGAUUAAGACAGAAUUCAUUUCAUGAUGAACGGCGCGGUUGAUGAUACUUUUGUUAAUGUUUGUUCAUGACUGGUAAAAAUGUCUAUAAAUGGGAAGGGCUUUAUCGAUUUCCAUGAUUGCUGUGUAAUGUGAUCCUCAGAAUGUUGCUGGUUGUGUUGCUGUAGCAUUGACUGGCUGGCCUAAAAAACGAGUUAGGGUUUAUAUUUCAAAUGUGCCUCUUGGUCACAAGUUCAGAAUUGGGAAAUUUUUGGUUGUUUUUCCUCUUUUUGGUGGGUUUUCUGCCUUCCUUGUAAUACUAGUUUGGAAGACGAAAUUGUAAUGUGGGCUUCUUUUGGUUUCAGUUUGAUAUGGCUAUUGAGCUUUUUGUAUUGGCUGCUGGUGCUAAGAAUAUGGUGUUCCAUGAAUUUCAAAAACGAUGCUUUAUCAAUUGAGACUUAAUUUUAGUCUGCUUUUGUUACCAUUCCCUCAUUCACCUCGAUAUUGUUUGUUAGGUUUUUUUGAUGGUAUUUUCAAAAUAUUUAAAUAAUAACUGUCCC